Messenger RNA from Capsicum annuum, 4382 nucleotides. Its product is annotated as protein DAMAGED DNA-BINDING 2-like. The transcript has 4 exons. The coding region runs from base 3586 to 4059 and encodes 157 amino acids. Gene Ontology annotation, cellular component: Cul4-RING E3 ubiquitin ligase complex; nucleus. Gene Ontology annotation, molecular function: damaged DNA binding; protein binding. Gene Ontology annotation, biological process: response to UV; DNA repair. NCBI's taxonomy places the organism in Eukaryota, Viridiplantae, Streptophyta, Magnoliopsida, Solanales, Solanaceae. The record is from RefSeq and is a predicted model, not a curated record.
UUUGGCAGAAAUGCAAGGCAAGGUUGCAUACGAUACACCCUUAUGGUGGGUCCCUUCCCUGACUGCGCAUAGCGGGAGCUUUAGUGAAUUGGUCUUCCCUUUUAGUAUUAUAAUUAGUUUUAAUCCACUAAUCUUGAAUAAUAAGAUCAAUUAGGGUUUUUAGCACUUUAUUUUGACAUUUGGAUAUUUUAUUCUCAAAUUUUGUCUCUCUUUAAUUUCUCAUCUUUAAUCAUUAUUUAUUGUUUAUUUAAGUAACCCAAUUCUUAUCAAGUGGUAUCAGAUCUGUUCCAUCAAGGUUCCGCUCUUGAUAAUCUUGGGAGUUCCAAGAAAAAUAAAAGGAGAUUUUUUUGGUGUAAUCGCAAAAGGUAAGCUACAUAGCCCCAAAAACACAUAGAUCAAAAGUGAUUUAAAGCCCUAUUUUGAAGGAAUUAGAGAUAACAAUUAAUAUAAUACCAAUUACAUUCUUUAAUUUAUGAAAAGAACCAAAGAUAUCAAGUUAAAGAAAUUAAUCUUACCCCUUAAAGAUUCGUUCUUAUAAGGUUGUAAGAUAAAUUGAUAGUCAUCACAUACAAAAGCGUAAAAAAGAUAAAUCUCUCAAAUAAUAUCAAUCAUGUCUAAUUGAAAAUAACAAAACCACUCUUAUAUGUAGGAAAAACCUAUCUUAAAUAGCAUGGGGUUUGAAUUCUACUUUUAUGGAAAUAAUAAAUAGAAAAGACUAACUAGGAAACUUUUAAACUAAGAAACUUUAAACUAGGAAAACAUGUAAAAUAAUACCAAAUUUCUUUGUAAAUUGGCCAAGAAAAAGAAACAUAAAAAGUAAAGAAACUUGACUUCUAAAUUGUAUGAGAAAAAUAAAGGAAAACGUGAUGAAACUUGACCGAAAAGUCAUGCCAAAGCAGUCCCAUUUUAGGCAUUAGUUUAGCCCCACAUUUGGGAACGAAUUUCAGCCUUUUUGCACUUGAAAUUUAAGCACCUUUGUUCAUUCAAAUCAGCCUCUCUUUGGUCUCCUUUGAGUUUCCAUGUGGUAGCUCCUUCGACUCUCUUUUGGCCUGCAUGUGGGAAUAGAAAUUCAGCUUCUUUGGCAUCUUCUUUGGUGAUUAGUGGGGUUCCAAUCUUCCUAUUUUUGGGCUUGAACUUGGAUCACAAAAUGUAUGUAGUACUUGACCCACUCGUUACCAUAAUUCUUAGGCUCAUUCUCAUAUCUUUCUUUCACUAUAAACUUCUUCUUGAUUUUUCACUGAAGCCCUUCAACUUUAAUGGAACCAUGCCAUCCUGGAUGCUAUCACAUACUAUCUAAAAUUGAACUACGCAACUGAAAACAAAAAGAUACCAGUGUAAUCGUACUAAGUGGGAUUGGGGUAUGGGGGUGGGGGUGGGGAUUGAGCCAGAUCUUACCCCUAUGUUGGAGGUAAAAAUACUAUUUUUAAUUGACUUUCAACUCAAGCAAAAAACAAUUCAAAGAAGUUCUAAAAAGGAAAUAAUGGAAAUGAAGAGGUCAUGACAAAAUUCUUUGGACAACCUGACAAAUUUUAUCAAACAAUAAUCUCAGCAAGAUAGUACUUGACCCUCAAACAUUACGCUACUUUAAAAUUUUCUAUAUUAGAUCUUACUCAACUUGAACCCUUUAGAUUCCUUGGUAUAUCUUUAAAUCUCCAGCUUAGCGUUAACUACGUCACGGGUCUUGUCAAUGAAAAUUAUAUUAUUUGCAAAUAAUAUACACCGUGCCACUUCUCUUUGGAUAUGCUGCAUUAAUUCAUGCAUCACUGAUGAAAGUAAAAAUGGGCUAAGAGAUAAUGAUUGAUGCAACCCCAUCACAUUUUAGAAGUUCUCUAAGUUUCCCUCCAAUGUCCCUACCCAUGUCAUGGCUCUAUUUUACAUGUUCUUAAUUACCCUAGUGUAAAUAUUAGGAAAAUAAGAUUUAUCUAGAAACUCCUAGUUAGUAGAUAUUUUUUAGAUUUGUCUAGAAACUCCUAGUUAGUAGACAUUUUUGGAUUUGUCUAGAAACUCCCAGUUAGUAGAUAUUUUUGGAUUAAAUAAGUCUUUUAUUUAAAAUAAGUGGUGGUUAGUUAGCCAUAUAUGUAAUUAGUAUUGUGUGAGAUAUUUUUGCUUGUUUUGUGGUUUGUAUUCCUCUCACACACACACUAUAUAUGUGUGUAGUCUAUGCAAUGAUCAAUUAGGAGAAAUAAAUAAGAGCACAAAACAAGUUUCAGCUUUUUUUCUCAGCAGUUUGUUUUCUGGCAUCAAUUUACAGCUCCAUUUUGUUGUUGUUUCAGCUUUUUGUUUUUCAGUUCUUCUUCCCCUUCUUCUGAUAUGGUAUCAAAGCCAAUUUCUUAUGGGAUCUGAAUAUGUUUUUGUUGAUUGGCUCAUAUUAUUAUUAUCUCCUUUUCUUGGAUCUAUUUGCUAGAAUACAUGGCACUAGAAAAUCAACCAAUAAUGGGUCCUCUGAUUUUAUCGGGGGAGAAUUACCAUAUUUGGACCAUUAAAAUAAAGGCUUAUUUGAAAGCUCUCAACUUAUGGGAUGUCGUUGAGAGAGGAGAACCUACUGUCCAGGCAUUGAGAUACAACACAACUCUCAAUUAAAUCAAAAAGUACGAUGAGUUGGUGGCUAGAUCUCCAAGAGCUCUCACUUGCAUCCAUUUAAGCCUUAUGGAAGUGAUGUUUACGAGGAUUGUGGCUUGUGAGAUAGCCAAAGAGCCUUAAGUUAAAAGGGGAGUUUUAAGGCAGCAACAAAGUUAAGUCUUUUAAGGUCUUAGCUUUAAAGAGGGAGUUUGAGCUCUUAAAGAUGAAGAAUUCAGAUACUGUGAAGGAAUACUCUUCCAAGAUGAUGGAUAUUGUGAACCAAAUAAGGAUACUUAGUGAAAAAUUUCUAGAUUAGAAAGUUGUAGAGAAGAUCAUGGUCAGCCUUUCGGAUAAGUUGAAUAAAAAAUCUCAGCUAUUGAAGAUCUAGUGACUUGACUACUCUUUCAAUAGCUAAGCUGAUCUCUAAAUUGCAAAUACAAGAGCAACGGGUAACUAUGAAAAGUGAAGGGACAAUUGAAGAUGCCUUUCAAGUAAGGCAUAAAUUCAAGCAACCAAAUAAAGUCAAAAUGGUUUCUUUAGACCACUCUAGAGAGGCAAAAUCUGGAGGAUACCAAGGUGAAUCAUCGAGGAAAGGUAAAUUUCCACCUUGUGGUGUUUGUAAUAAGACAAACCACUUAGAGAAGAAUUGUUGUCAGAAGUCCAAGUGUUCUCUAUUCAAUGUAGAUAUUGUAAGAAUUAUGAACACAUUGAAAAGUAUCGCAGGAAAAAGCAAGCUCAAAGUGGUCAGUCUUCCCAAAGAGUAAAUUUUACGAAAGAUCACCAAGUUGAAAAAUUAGAGGAGGAGGUAUUUAUGACUUUGCACACAUCACAUGUUGAUCGAUAUAAUUGUUAUGUUAAUAGUUUGUGCACAAGGCACAUGACGAUUAAUGAAUAUCUAUUUUUUAGCUUGGACAUGUCUGAUAGGACCAAAGUGAAGCUUGGAGAUGCUGCACUGGUGCAAGCUCAAGGAAGAGGAUCAGUGAAAUUCCUUAUGAAUGAAGGGGUGAUAUAUGGAGUAAUAAAGUAAUGUGCAAACCAAAUUUGAUUCACGAGAAAGGAACUAAAGUUGUUGGUCUAAACUGCAAUCCUCUUCAACCAGAUCUUCUUUUGAGCUUUGGGAAUGAUCACUUUGACUCAACAAAAUCUCUUGUUGUCAUUGGGCGUUACAUUAACAAAAAUUAUUAUGGAGAUGCUUUGCAUCCCAUUGACUUUAUAAACAUCAGUACUGGGCAGUUGGUCGCAGAGCUCAUGGACCCAAACGUAACAACUAUUAGUCCGGUGAACAAGCUACAUCCACGUGAAGAUAUUCCUAUGGUGGUUCAAGGUCUCUUUUCAUUUGUAGGCCUAAGAAGCUGGACAUCGCACAACCUAGAGGCUAGAGAAAAGAGGAUGUUAUUAUGCUGGGAGGUCAGUAAAAAACUUAUCAAGAAGCAUGGUAAUAAUAGUGAUGAUGAUUAUGACAAUGAUAUAUUAAGAAGCAAGGAUAACGGCCUCGAGUAGAAGAAACUUCCAUCAAAAUCUUCAUAUGGUUCUAGGAAAAGCUGUCAACUUUAAGACCAAACGACACCUCUGCCUAUGAUAACUAUGAGCAUAAAGCACUUUUUGUUGAGAAACUUUGCUUCUUUUCCUUGGGAGGGCUGUGGCUUGACUAUAUUAUAGUGUCUUAGAGUAAAUCAGGUAGUAUCUGGGUGUCCAUGUCCACUUUCGGUAUUGUAUUAUUCCUGUCUUAUCCUUCUUUAAACAGCUAAUUUGGUUUCCAAAUCCACCUUCUGUUUGGUAUAAUUCCCGUCUUAUCCUUCUUCCAACAGCUAGUAUAUCUUUUU